GCUUUGCAGCAGACGGAGGGAGAAGGCAGGCAGCAUCAUGGCGGACAGAGACAGUGGAAGUGAGCAGGGAGGAGCAGCUCCGGGCCCAGGCUUCGGCUCCAUGCACCUAGCGACAGGAGGGGCGGGCUCGGCUUCCGGGCUCCAACAUGAGACACAAGAGCUGGCGUCGAAACGGGUUGACAUCCAAAACAAACGCUUCUAUUUGGACGUAAAGCAGAACGCAAAAGGCCGCUUCUUAAAGAUAGCAGAAGUCGGGGCCGGUGGAAACAAGAGCCGCCUCACUCUCUCUAUGUCUGUGGCAGUCGAGUUCCGUGACUAUUUGGGGGACUUUAUCGAACAUUAUGCCCAGCUGGGACCAAGCAACCCGGGGAUGGUGCAAGACGAGCCCCGACGAGCGCUCAAGAGCGAGUUCUUGGUGCGGGAGAAUCGGAAAUACUACAUGGAUCUGAAAGAGAACCAGAGGGGACGGUUUCUGAGGAUCCGACAGACCGUAAACCGGGGGCCUGGCUUGGGAUCCACGCAGGGCCAGACCAUUGCAUUGCCUGCACAGGGACUUAUUGAGUUUCGUGACGCUUUGGCUAAACUUAUUGACGAUUAUGGCGUGGAGGACGAGCCUGCGGAGUUGCCUGAAGGGUCAUCAUUGACUGUGGACAACAAACGUUUUUUCUUCGACGUCGGAUCCAAUAAGUAUGGAGUGUUCAUGAGGGUCAGCGAGGUGAAGCCCACGUACCGCAACUCAAUCACAGUGCCCUAUAAAGUGUGGUCCAAAUUUGGGAAUACAUUCUGUAAAUACGCUGAAGAGAUGAAGAAGAUUCAGGAGAAACAGAGGGAGAAAAGGGCAUGUGAGCUCCAGCAACAAGAAGAGAUGCAGGCCGAUGAUGGAGAUGACGAUUGAUAUAAGUAAAACAUUCAAGAGUAAACAAAAUAAGCAGAGAAAUAUAAUUAAAACUAUUGUAUAACGAAAGAAAUCUAAAGAUUUAACUUUAAUGGUUUAACUCCAAGGGAGCAUCACCCAAAAUAUCAGAAACCUCCACGACCUGACAGUUAUGACAUGUCACUCAUCGCUGGAUGUUACUCCACUUAUCCACCAUUAAUACAGUAACAGGCUGCUAAACAAAGUAAUAACGUUAUAUUUGAACAUUGUUUCCUACUUGACAAACAAUAUUGAACUGAGUGUUAAUUUCCCUUAACAGAAAACUUUUGUACCAGUUGAAGCUAUUGUAAAAAAAGUGUUUGCAAUGUUCAAAUGGAAUUAUUGAGUUCUGAGGAAAAUGUUUCCUUUCCAUGUGAGCUAAAGACUUCAGCACAAAUCAGAUAAAUAUAUUAAUUUUUAAACCAAAAUUCUCAAAUCUUUGUAAAGGGUUGUCACGUGUAUUUGCCAUUUUACCUUUACCUGUGAGUAGAGAUGUGUUUACACAUGAAUCAAAAGAGGGCUAGGCCUGCAUUGGAACCUGGUAACAGAACAUAUAGGCAUUUUCAUCAAAUGAAUAAGUGCUCUAUCUGUUGUGCAAUAUGCAUUGCAUACAAAAUCAAGUAUAUUGAACUGUUGAAUGGGUCUCGACAUUACAUUUUCCAGAGGCAUUCAAAGAUAUAUUAAUAUUGUAACUUUUGUUUCCGUUGAAAUUGUUGCCAUGCAGAUGGAUAUAUUAUAGACUACCUUUGUGUCUCGUGAUGCAAUGUGUUCAUUAUACAGGUACUUAAUGUGUGUUACGAUAGAUGAAAUGCAGUGAGAACAUGUAGCAAAUGGCCUGAAUAGGAGACAACUUUAAAGAAUCGCUCUACACCUGCUAUGUAACGGGCUUCACCGGCAGAGUUAAGCAGAUCAUGAUGAAAAAGUAUCUGAAUCAGAGUGCUUUUGUAAACAUGUUAAAUCGUAUAUCAAGUCUAAACGGUGCCAAGGAGUGCUAUUGCUGCAUGUUAAUCUGCACUAAGUUAUAGAUUUCGUUGGUCUCCCAAAAUAUUGGCUCAAGGACCCUUCCAUAUGUAUCUUUAUCAGCAGAUAUUGUAUGAAUCUCAAGUUUGAGUACCGAGUCAUCACCAUCCAAAGGCUUGGUGUUGUAAUAGUGGAAGUUGUUUCAAAGUGUGCUGGUAUAAAAGUGGUUUUCAAAUUCAAUUCAAAUUGUACUUUCACACUGUGGGUAGGGCCAUCUUAUAGUUGGAAAUUACAGUGCAGCACAGUUCUCUGUUUAAAGUUUAAACUUGUGCAUUUAUUAGCAGAGGUGCCCGUCCAUUUAACAUCAGCAAGUGUGAAGUUCAGUGGAGCUACUUUGAUGCACAUACAUAGCACUUAGAAUUAUGAGCCCAAAUAUCAUGCAGGCAAUGAGAUUCAGUUUAGGUCGAAUUGUAAAUAUUUGGGCUGCCACACGGAAAGCAACUGGUUGUAUUCCAGUUCAGUCGCAUCUCAUAGAUGUGUGAUAGCAGUUUUAUAAACUCUGUCAGUAAAUUCCAGAGAUACUGGCCACAAUCAGAAUAUGUCAGAUGUACCUCAGCAUUGAACUCAAUGACUGCUCCCAUGUUUAGAUUGACUGGAAACCAGCAAACUAGACUGUCCUUGGCCACCUAUUUUUGGAGCCACUGGUAUAGAUAAGCGAUACCUGGUCGGGAGCAUCCUCUUCAGCAUAUAAACAACGUGGUGCCUUACACACUCCGCAUGCUUACACGCUGGCCUGGUGCUUUGGAUUGCAGAUUUGCUUUUUAUGAUUGAUUUCUCUUUUUCAUGUCUGUGUCUCAGCCCCUUGUGUGCUAGUGCACGACUCGUGGUGCUAAAGAGUUUUUUUCAAACUCUUAAGAAACAACAGGAGUAGAAUUCUUUUUCUGCUUCUUCCUCUCUUCCUUCCUCCCUAUCCUUGUUGCCAUCCCCACUCCUCAGCCAUCCAGGUAUCGGCCUACAUGUAAACAUGGAAGGGGGUGGUCACCUAAUGCAAGAUGAUGCCGAAGAGUUGGCUCUUCACUGGCCAAGCACAUUUGGAGGGCCGGGGCUGACUGGGAACAGUGUGACAUGCUACAUGUUUAAGCCCCUUAACACGCCUGUUCUUUGGCUUGGCUAGUUCUAUGUAAGUUGUGAGUCGCUCAAUUAAUAGGGUGUAGCAAGCAUGUCUUGUUUUGUUUUUGUUUAUGUAGUUUUACCUUUUCAGCAUUAUUCCACUUUAUUUGUAAUUUUGGAAUGUUUUUGCCCACUAAAGAUAUAUCUAUUUUUUCUGUGCAACAUUUCAUCACUGUGUGCAAUAUCGUAUGUGCCAAUGGUGGCAAUAUAUGUAUAUCAAUUAAAUAUAUGAUUACUAUUUGAAAGCAUGUGGCUGAAUUCCAUGUUUAUUUCUUAUGAAGGACUUGUAUGCCUUUUUGCACUUAAAGCUCUCUGUAGGAGGAAAAUGUUGGUGAAACCAAGGUCUUAGCAGCCAAUUGAGUCAAGCAGUUCACAAAAAGUACUUUAACUUGAAAUGGAACAAUGUCACUGCAAGUAUCCUUUUUUCAAAGGAGUGAACUUUGUUUUGCUUCGUGCUGUGGAAAGUAGUUAUAUCUGGAGUUUUUUACACAGAAAACUCCCUAAAAUCUAUAGAUCUCCAUUUUAGCUUUAUGCUAAGAAAAGGUGCUUCUGUCCUAUUCCCAUUAAGGUGUGGUGAACUGUCUUCAGUGGUUGUUGUGUGUAGCACUUUUUCCCCAGGUUAAUAAAUUGCUUGACCUAUACUUGUUCAACAUGAUCUAAACAAAGAAUGUCAUUCUCUCUUAUGUUGCCUCUUUUCCAAGAGGGUCUUUGAUUUCCUCAUUUGGUUUUGAAUGCAUUAAAUAUAAUUUAUGUACAUCUACAAAUUUUAAAAUAAAUUUAAUUCACCCAUGGGGGUAAA
Periophthalmus magnuspinnatus is the source of this 3842-nucleotide messenger RNA. RefSeq names its product purine-rich element binding protein Aa (gene puraa). The coding region runs from base 38 to 895 and encodes 285 amino acids. The transcript has a single exon. The record is from RefSeq and is a predicted model, not a curated record. Gene Ontology annotation, biological process: regulation of transcription by RNA polymerase II. Gene Ontology annotation, molecular function: DNA-binding transcription factor activity, RNA polymerase II-specific; purine-rich negative regulatory element binding; RNA polymerase II transcription regulatory region sequence-specific DNA binding. Lineage: Eukaryota; Metazoa; Chordata; Actinopteri; Gobiiformes; Gobiidae. Gene Ontology annotation, cellular component: nucleus.